Messenger RNA from Paramormyrops kingsleyae, 1023 nucleotides. RefSeq names its product proteasome 20S subunit beta 7 (gene psmb7). Gene Ontology annotation, molecular function: threonine-type endopeptidase activity. The record is from RefSeq and is a predicted model, not a curated record. Lineage: Eukaryota; Metazoa; Chordata; Actinopteri; Osteoglossiformes; Mormyridae. Gene Ontology annotation, cellular component: cytoplasm; proteasome core complex.
AGAUCUCACGCAGGUUCCGCGCAGCCCGGACGACAAGCAGCGUGACACCAGUGCGGCCGAACUUCCGGGAAACAGCACCGCAGCGGACGGAAAAAUGGCGACGCUGUCUGUAUGCCAGAUCCCAAGCAGCGGUUUCAGUUUCGACUACUGCAAGCGAAAUGCCCUUUUAGAAGCGGAAAUAACAAAGUUGGGAUUCAAUGCCCCAGCAGCCCGAAAAACAGGCACCACCAUCUGCGGGCUGGUUUUUAAGGAUGGAGUCAUUCUUGGGGCAGACACCCGUGCCACGGAGGGGAUGGUUGUGGCUGAUAAGAACUGUUCCAAGAUACACUACAUCUCCCCGAACAUCUACUGCUGUGGUGCUGGUACGGCAGCCGACACGGAGAUGACCACCCAAAUCAUCUCGUCCAACCUGGAGCUACACUCCCUGUCCACUGGACGGCUGCCCCGAGUGGCCACAGCCAACCGCAUGCUCAAGCAGAUGCUCUUCAGGUACCAGGGGUACAUCGGCGCUGCCCUGGUCUUGGGGGGGGUGGACUGUAUGGGACCUCAUCUGUACAGUAUCUACCCUCACGGGUCCACAGACAAGCUACCUUAUGUGACCAUGGGCUCUGGGUCCCUGGCUGCCAUGGCGGUGUUUGAAGAUCGCUACAAGCCGGAUAUGGAGGAAGAGGUAGCAAAGCAGCUGGUUCGGGACGCCAUUGCGGCUGGCAUCUUUAAUGACUUGGGCUCAGGCAGCAACAUCGACCUGUGCGUCAUCACCAAGUCCAAGGUGGACUACCUGCGGCCCCACGACGAGGCCAACAAGAAGGGAGUCAGGGCUGGAAGUUACCGCUACAAACACGGCACGACUGGCGUUCUCACCAAGACCGUGGUGCCCCUGGACCUGGAGGUGUUGGAGGAGACGGUACAGACCAUGGAUACGUCCUGAGAGCACCCCCCCCCGCCCCGCCCCAUCUCCCUACCCUCCACUGCGCAGGCAGCCUGCUUGUCUCCCUGGUUUACAAUAAAAUGUAUGUAACGGUC